UGGACGUAAACCUUUUAAGGCUAAAAAUACUAUGUUCUUAUGUUACUCGUGUAAGGAAGCUUUUAAUACUCAUGUAUGGAGUACAAACGAGCACGGAGCAGCACUUAUUCACAAUCCCUUGUUUAACAAAGGCACAUCUUUUACUGCUUCGGAAAGAGAGCGGUUAGGCAUUCGCGGAUUAGUUCCUCCUGCGCACAUACCUAUUGAGAAACAAGAGCAAAGAAUUCUUCGUCAUCUUGAAAGUUGCCAGUCUGAUGUGGGUCGUUACGUGACACUUUCGAAUUUAAUGGACCGAAACGAAACUCUUUAUUACUAUGUAGUUUCUAAAAAUUUAAAUAAACUGGCUCCCAUCAUUUAUACACCCACUGUUGGGAAGGCGUGUCAAAAUUUUUCUUCUAUUUAUAGGAGAUCUCGAGGGAUGUACUUUACCCCCGAAGAUAAAAGUGAGAUGCACAGUAUGGUAUAUAACUGGCCUGUUGAAGAAGUUGACGUCAUUGUGGUCACUGACGGAUCUAGAAUUUUGGGUCUUGGUGAUUUGGGAUGUCAGGGGAUGGGAAUUCCUAUAGGAAAACUUGCUUUGUAUGUGGCAGUUGGAGGUGUCAAUCCAGCAAAAGUUCUUCCCAUCCAACUGGAUUUUGGCACCAAUAAUAAGACUCUCCUUGAUGACCCGCUCUAUAUUGGUAGGAAAACUCCUCGCGUGCCUCACGAGCUUUUUAUAGAAUUAAUGGACGAGUUCAUGAGUGCUGUAUAUGCGCGCUGGCCAAAAGUCUUGGUUCAAUUUGAAGAUUUCAGUUCUCGAAAUGCAUUUGCUUUACUCGAAAGAUAUAAAGAAAACCAUUUAGUGUUCAAUGAUGAUAUUCAGGGCACUGGCGCCGUUGCUCUUGCAGGGAUUAUGGGGUAUUUGCGAGUUCGGGGUCUUCCAAGGAGUGCUUUGAAAGACCAGAAAAUAGUGUGUCUUGGAGGAGGAAGUGCUGGGAUUGGCGUUAUGGAUGCCCUUAUGACUGGCAUGAUGAAAGAAGGUUUGAGUAAGGAAGCUGCAGCCGAAAAUAUAUACAUAUUGGAUUCAAAGGGGCUCAUUGGACGGCAUAGAGCGGGAGAGCAACAGCUUCCAUUCGCAAAACCUCAAGAGCUAGACGGCCUUCCUCUGUUAGAAACCAUCAAAGAAGUGAAACCCUCUAUUCUUCUCGGCUUGAGUGGAGCUGCUGGUGCGUUUACCGAAGAGAUUAUUCGAGAAAUGAUGAAGUAUUGCGACAGGCCUUUUAUCUGUCCCAUGUCGAACCCUACGGACAACGCCGAGUGCACCACUGAAGAUGCGUUCAAAUGGAGCGAUGGGAGGGCCCUUUUGGCUACGGGGUCUCCCUUUGACCCCGUGGAGUACAACGGGAAGACCUUGCACUCCUCACAAGCCAAUAACAUGUACGUUUUUCCGAGUCUCGGACUCAUGAGUGCUAUUGCCCGUCCAUCUAUUAUUCCGGACUCCAUGUUCUACGUUGUUGCAUGUUCAUUGGCCAGCUCUCUCACGGAUGGGGAUAUGAAGGAUGGAAAAGUCUAUCCUGGCCUCGACCACAUUCGUGAGGUCAGCAAGAAAAUUACCAUCGACACCUGCAUUCACGCAUGGGACACCGGCAUCGCCAGAAACAAGAGGCCACCCUCUUUGGAGUCUCUUAAGAAUCUGGUGGAUUCAAAAUAUUACGUUCCAGAAUACCAGCCAAUUGUACGCCUUGUUUAGCCCAUUACUUCUCUGUCAACUUUCUAAAGAAAAAGAAAACUGACUUUACCUGUUUAAUAAACUUUAUAAAAGGA
Zophobas morio is the source of this 1803-nucleotide messenger RNA. Its product is annotated as NADP-dependent malic enzyme-like. Gene Ontology annotation, cellular component: mitochondrion. Lineage: Eukaryota; Metazoa; Arthropoda; Insecta; Coleoptera; Tenebrionidae. The coding region runs from base 32 to 1729 and encodes 565 amino acids. The transcript has 21 exons. The record is from RefSeq and is a predicted model, not a curated record. Gene Ontology annotation, biological process: malate metabolic process; pyruvate metabolic process. Gene Ontology annotation, molecular function: malate dehydrogenase (decarboxylating) (NAD+) activity; NAD binding.